Molecule: messenger RNA, 1349 nt
Organism: Orcinus orca (killer whale)
Lineage: Eukaryota; Metazoa; Chordata; Mammalia; Artiodactyla; Delphinidae
Product: SIN3-HDAC complex-associated factor
Biological process (GO): negative regulation of cell migration
Source: RefSeq, a predicted model, not a curated record
GUUGAGGAGGAGGGAGCGAUUGGGAGGUGGGCUUGGCUUGGCGUGCACUCCGCACCUCGGGAACGUUAUUGCGCGUGGAACGUCUGCUUUUGGCAGACUAUUGCCCAGAAGAAAAGAUGUUUGGUUUUCACAAGCCAAAGAUGUACCGAAGUAUAGAGGGCUGCUGUAUUUGCAGAGCUAAAUCCUCCAGUUCUCGAUUCACUGACAGUAAACGCUAUGAAAAGGACUUCCAGAGCUGUUUUGGGUUACAUGAGCCUCGUUCAGGAGACAUCUGUAAUGCCUGUGUCCUGCUUGUGAAAAGAUGGAAGAAAUUGCCAGCAGGAUCAAAAAAAAACUGGAAUCAUGUGGUAGAUGCAAGGGCAGGACCCAGUCUAAAGACUACCCUGAAACCAAAGAAAGUGAAAACUCUAUCUGGAAACAGGAUAAAAAGCAACCAGAUCAGUAAACUGCAGAAGGAAUUUAAACGUCACCAUUCUGAUGCUCACAGUACCACCUCAAGUGCCUCUCCAGCUCAAUCUCCUUGUUAUAGUAACCAGUCAGAUGAUGGCUCAGAUACAGAGAUGGCUUCUGGCUCUAACAGAACGCCAGUGUUUUCCUUUUUAGAUCUCACAUACUGGAAAAGACAGAAAAUAUGCUGUGGCAUUAUCUAUAAAGGCCGUUUUGGGGAAGUCCUCAUCGACACACAUCUAUUCAAGCCUUGCUGCAGCAAUAAGAAAGCAGCUGCUGAGAAGCCGGAGGCUCAGGGGCCAGAGCCUCUGCCCAUCUCCACUCAGGAGUGGUGACUGAGGCUGAUGUAGAAGGGGAACAAAAAAUGAGUUAAAUUUUGGAAAACACCAACAAAAUGACCCUCCUAUUUUUAACUUGGAUACCUGUUAUUCUGCCAAAAGAUGAUUUCUAGAAUAGUUUUGAGUGGGUUGUUUUCCCUCCAGUUCCACAAAGUCUGAGGCCAGUAUCUAGCUUACUAAAAGGAAAAAAAGAAGUGUACAUAAUAUUUAAGAUGCUGAGUAUUUCAUAGGAAAGCUGAAUGCUGCUGUAAAGUGCUCUUUAAGGCUUUUUUAAAAAAUCCCCUUCUAAUGAAUGAAAUUAGGGGAAUUUCAGGGGACAGAGAUGGGAUUUGUUGUAUGAUAAAUGUAUGUAGUUUUAAUCUUUCUAUAUUGAGAAGCAGUGGUUGGGGCAUUUUUUAAGAUGGCUGGCUACACUUGUUUUCCUUCAUUAUAAUAAAUUUGUCAUAACUCAGUAAACACAGACUUGCCCCUAGAGGUAGUUGUUAAUAACUUUGAAAUAUUAAGGUGUUGCCAAGGUUCUGAUGAUUCAAACCUGUACUACUGAAUAUUAAGCGGGACAGACUA